Molecule: messenger RNA, 1120 nt
Organism: Ostrinia furnacalis (Asian corn borer)
Lineage: Eukaryota; Metazoa; Arthropoda; Insecta; Lepidoptera; Crambidae
Exons: 3
Coding region: 140-838 (232 amino acids)
Source: RefSeq, a predicted model, not a curated record
UUCUCGGCUUAGGUGUUGUCUUGGUGUACCCUCAGUAAUUGCGUUUUCCGCGGCAUCAUUUAGUGCAAUUUGUAUUGUUUGUAUAAAACCCGCUGACAUGCGAGCAGUAGCUUACUGUUUGUGAUAUCUUCAGUACAACAUGAUCGGGAUUACAACGUUUUGUCUUGCGAUUUUCGCUAUAUUCAACUCCGGCCAAUGUGUGUCUUCAAAAUUGGAUUUUGGUAAUGAAGAAACUUCUGUUGUAACAAAUUCUACAAACACCGAAGAUGGGGAUGUAGAAGUUAAUCAUACUAUAUUAGUAUCUACCAGGCUGAAGAAUAACAAUAGAAGAAGAUUCUAUGGCGGCGGCGAAGGUGAAGCGGGCGUGUUGUCCUACAACAUCGGUCGCAAGCAAAAAGAAGACAGCGGUGAAGUGCCCGUGGUGCUUGGCUUGAAGUCCGUCGACACCACUCAAUUAAGGACCCCAGACACACGUCGUAAGGCUCAAAUCUACCCUGACUCAGUAUUCGUCAGCAGGAACAUUCGCGACGACUACGACGUCUUCCCAAAUGUAGCUUUGACUCCUUCGCAGUGGAAACCUUCUAGUUUCUUCAACAAUAUCAAUUGGUGGCAGCAGGAUGGUAGAGACUUUGAAAGGAGAAACUACAGACCGGUCAACACUAAUAAGCUGAAUAGGAAAAUAGGUGAUGACGCAAUGAAAGAGUUUUACUGCAAGAAGUGUAGGGAGCUAAGUCAAGAUGGCAGAGGGUGUAUUCAGCAGAGGAGUAAUCCGAAUCCGUGGGUUGUGACGACAACACCAAAGAUGAAGCUCGAUGGUAAAUUGGCGAAAUUAAACUAAUGGGUUCGUCUUAUUGUUUUUGUUCAUCCCGUGACCGUAGACCGUACUUGGCGUGAGCAAAAACACGAUGCUAUCGCGCAGCCUUGAGGUGUCGCGCUUGAAGAGCAUGUUAUAAUCAAACGUUUACGGAAUGUGCAUGAGGAAUUAUAAUUUUCUGGAAAAAACAUUACUGCAAGGAAAAUAAAAUAGUUCUGAGCUUUCAUAAGCAUGUAAAAUUUAAUUAGAUUUGGAUUUUGGAGUGAAAUGACUUGAGUAUUUACGCGAUUCAAAAUACAAAUUACU